AUACGAUCAUCGGCCAGGGCCCGCUCCAACUCAGCAGAUAUAGGUUCCCUCCAGCUCGUGAGUGCGGCAGCUCUUUUCGGAAGGAAACAUUGCGAAUCGGAAAACGGGACCACGACGUCUGUCAUCACAGAGUCUGCAGUCGAGCCGUUACUUCGGAAAUUUAGUCACGAUACCUGCAGAGAAAGCAUUUGCGACAUUGGAACAGUUGGAGACUGGGACUCGUUCCAAAAGGAGCAGAAGAUGGCUAUGCGCUGAUCGCUCUGGCGUUGUGUACUCGGACCUACCACGUUUAUUCUCCGCUGACAGCGAGCGUGCUGAACAAUGGCGGUCUACUGCGGGUGACUUCAAACAGUGCAGAACAUAAGAAGGCACCUUCACGUGAUCUUCCCACUGUGUACUGAGUGAAUUAUGACGUCGGUAGACCUUCGGUUCUACUUGUUUGCUUCUUUGAUGACUGCGAGCUACGUGGAAGUGGCGUGGGCUCGAAAGUCAAUGUACGAGAGGGUCCCUGGUACCUGCCGCAUGGAAAGUCAGCUGUACCUGGAGCCGCAUCUUUUCAGCCAGCUCACCUGUGCGCGUUGCUACAAGUACAUGCCAAGCCUGGCCUUCAAGAACGCCUCUAGGCUGACGUACUGUCGCGGCGGAAGGCUGUGCCGCGGAGAGUGUGGCGGUGAAUGCUUCCAGCCCUACGGUAACGCAAGCGACGCGAGAAUCGUAGAAACGUUCAAGAAAGGGUUCUACGCCGACCGCUGGAACAGCUGCUGCCUCGCUGCCCAGGAAUGCUGUCGGGAGAUGCUCGAAGACGAGCUGGCUGAUCCAGCCACGGCCAAAGAAGGCCCACACUGUCCUGCGACGUGGGACGGCUGGACGUGCUACAAAGACACGCCUGCCGAGACGACGGUGCAUAAGCCGUGUCCCGCGCACGCGUACUUUAUCACCGAGCAACCGCAGUGCAUCAAGAUGUCGAAGAAAACCUGCUGGCAGAAUGGCACAUGGUUCUACAGCCAGGAGUACGGGAAGGAGUAUACCUUCUAUGACUGUGGCUCACUUGAGUAUCAUCGCUCCAUGACCAUCUUCUCCAUCGUGCUACACUCGCUGUCAGUGGUGGUCCUGGUGCCUGCAAUCAUCAUAUUCUCUGUUUACAAGCAGCUGCAGGUUCAUCGAAUUGCUCUGCACAAGAACUUCUGCCUUGCCAUGGUGCUGUACGACAUCAGCGUGAUCCUGGUUGACUCCGUCUUCAUCUUGGACCACGUCAACGAGGAGAAGAACAUACGCGUCAACGAGAACCCGAACUUAUGCAAGGUUCUCUACACCCUCUCUCGCUACUUCCGGUUGUGCCAGUAUGCCUGGAUGUUCUGCGAGGGUUUCUACCUGCAUAGGCUCAUCACGUCGGCCUUCGCGGAGCAGAAAUCGUUGCUGGUCUUUUACGUCAUCGGUUGGGGUUGCCCCGCAAUAUUCGUCGCCAUUAGUGCAGCCCUGCGUGCCCUACGUACCGGCCACCCGUGCUGGAUGGACAACAUAGAGGGAUACAACUGGAUAACCCUGGCUCCUGGUCUCUUCUGCCUAUUCGCCAACUUCGUUUUCCUCUGCAACAUCAUUCGCGUCCUCGUCACGAAGCUCAGAAGCACCCAUGCCAGCGAACCUAGCCAGUUUCGGAAAGCCGUACGAGCGGUGCUGGUAUUGUUCCCGCUCUUUGGUAUGCACUUUCUCAUGACUGUGUACAGAAGCCCAGCCAACUGUGGAGCAUGGGAAGUAUAUCAGUAUAUCAGCAAAGCUUCAGAUGGUCUACAAGGAUUCUUUGUAGCUGUCAUAUUCUGCUACUUCAACGGAGAGGUCCAGGGCCAAAUCACGCGGUCCAUCGAACUCGUGAAACUGGAGUCGUCGCUCACCAGGGCAUGUGACCGGAGGCGCUCCACGCGAACCCAGGUGCUAGCUUGCUGACAACGCGAGGAGCCCCCAACGCUCACGCUUCGUCCCGUCGCCCGCCGGGCGCCGGUUCCGUCACGACGGCCAAGUGCGGCAUGCGGCCCGAGUCCCUACCUGCCUGCACCACCCCGUGCUGUACCUGUUACGGCGUUCGCACGGCCGCUGGCGACUGCGACGAGGAUUCUCUAAUCGAACGAGCCGGACCCUUGCUAUAACCAACUCGCCCGUGUCUGCACACGCCUCGACGAUUGGCGAUGAGGAAGCAUGCGCACGUGUUCUGAAAUGGUGGCACCAUCGUUGAAGACAAGACCUGGAAAUGAACACUCACGUGCCUGCGAGGAGCAGAAAUGAUCAUCGUUCCCUGUUCACUUUCCCCUGCAUCCAUCAGACAAUGUUGCUGAGAAUGUCGCAAUACCCACCAAACUUCCUUCUGAAGUGAUGUGACUUCACCGGCAUCGUGUGCACGUGCAAAAACAACUUCCGUGCGCUACACUUACAAAACUAUACUCACCUCGUGCAACAUCUUAUACAUGAAUCCUUCACUUGAAACUAGGUGACAGCAAUGAAACAUACAUAUGUGUUUCAUGAACUAGACCUCAGGACAUUGCGUCGAUACUCCAAGUGACUUUUUUUAUGUCUUCGUGCAAACACUUGCGAACGAUUACGCUAGACUUUUUGUGACGUCACUGCACUGUCGUCUCACAAUAUGCAUCCGUCUGAUUUGCUGUCUGCAUUUCAGCGCAGCUCGUAAAUGGUCCACUGCAUAAGCAGCACAUUGCUGGUAUAGUUGUGACCUGUGCGGCAUGACACCGUAACAUUACUUGGCUGGUACACAAGAAAGCAGUAAAUGAUGCUUUGGGAUCAUGCGGAAAUCAUAUAUUUAUUGAGAUCUGUCUGCCAGCACAUUAUUUCAAUUGUAGAAUUGAACACAGCAUAUAUUCCUUCUUUCGCCCUGUAAUAACCCCUGUUUUACAGAUACCUCCGCAUUUCUUCACGGCAGUCCAUCAUGGCAAAGAAUCCGUAAACAAUAAAGACUGAGGCGCCCGUUCCUAUUUCUUUUAUAGCAAAAUCAUCUGGCCGUAUUAAGCGGUAAACUUGUUGAAAGAACUCUCCGGUGCAGUUAAUGUAUUUUGGGAAAUUGUCAUAGAUGUUUGUUGCAACAACGCUUAAACACUUUCAACAGUUAAAAAUUGUCUCUAAGGCAGAGAAUGUUUGGGAAGUAUUAGACAGAGAGAGAGAAAAAUGUUAAAUGAAAGGCAAGGAGGUUAACCAGGACUGAGCCCGGUUGGCUACCCUACAAUGGGGGAGGGGAAAAAGGAAGGAAAAUAUUAAGAGGAGGGGAAGUCCACUGUUGAUAUAUCCGACGAGCUAACAGUUAGGGAAUUAUUAGAAGUCAGCAUGUGACAAUGAACGCAGAUGUCGAAUUGGCGAUAGGCAUUCAAAAGGAUAUCCUUAUAUGUUUUUGGCUAGUUUGAUUAUCUUACCAAUCAAGGUGAAAGUCCUCAGUGUGGUUCGUAACAUGAUGAAGUGUAGAUUCUGUCUAUAUUGAUGAGCCAGAAUAAUAUUUAAUGAUUAUACGGCAGGUUGAAUUGCAGCACACAUCUGCCUCUGGAGUGUGGCCUGUACCAACGCGCCAUGAGACCAUGAGCAGUGACAGCGAUGAACACUGUAGUCGCUCAGAACCCUCCUAAAUAAUAACAUUUCGAAAGCGUCAUAUAGGUAUCCGCCGUUUGGCAAAGCGUGCAUUUACAAAAGCCCCUUGAUACCACGUAUAGUGUUAUAGCCCACCUGAAAGAAGCAUGCAGGUCAAAACUCAGCAGUUGAACGUGAAACCCCAAGUCUUGUGUGUUCUUCAGUACAUUCUUCUCAUGAAACAAAACUGUGUAUAAGUGUUUCACGUCUUUCGAAGUUUUGAAUA
This is a messenger RNA of Dermacentor albipictus, 3844 nucleotides long. Its product is annotated as calcitonin gene-related peptide type 1 receptor-like. Gene Ontology annotation, biological process: adenylate cyclase-modulating G protein-coupled receptor signaling pathway; cell surface receptor signaling pathway. Lineage: Eukaryota; Metazoa; Arthropoda; Arachnida; Ixodida; Ixodidae. Gene Ontology annotation, molecular function: G protein-coupled peptide receptor activity. Gene Ontology annotation, cellular component: plasma membrane. The record is from RefSeq and is a predicted model, not a curated record.